Trichoplax adhaerens is the source of this 1854-nucleotide messenger RNA. RefSeq lists its product as uncharacterized. The record is from RefSeq and is a predicted model, not a curated record. Gene Ontology annotation, cellular component: ESCRT-0 complex. The transcript has 21 exons. Gene Ontology annotation, biological process: protein transport to vacuole involved in ubiquitin-dependent protein catabolic process via the multivesicular body sorting pathway. Gene Ontology annotation, molecular function: phosphatidylinositol binding; ubiquitin binding. Lineage: Eukaryota; Metazoa; Placozoa; Uniplacotomia; Trichoplacea; Trichoplacidae. Bases 1 to 1854 code for a protein of 617 amino acids.
AUGCCUCUAUUUUCUUCCAAUAAUACGUUCGAUGCCGACGUAGAUAAGGUUACCAAUGAAACCAAUACUUCUGAAGAUUGGUCUCUGAUUAUGGAAAUUUGUGAUCGUGUUGGCCGUACUGCAAAUGGACCAAAAGAAUGCCUUAAAUCGAUCAUGAAAAGAGUUAAUCAUAAAAUUCCUCACGUUGCUAUACAAGCAUUAACGCUUCUUGAUGCUUGUAUGAACAACUGUGGCCAAAUAUUCCAUUUGGAAAUUUGUACUAGGCCAUUGUCAUUGGAAAUACGAAAUAUCAUACAAAAACAUUCCAAUGCUGCUGUUGGCAACAAGAUGAAAGAACUAUUACAGAAAUGGGCUCAUAUGCUUAAAGAUGAUCCUAAAGUGACGUUAAUACCAACACUUUACAAUAGCUUAAAGAAUGAAGGUGUUGAGUUUCCUGCUUUUACACCUGAAAUUGUACCUGGGGGAGCAGCCUCUUCCAAUCCUACUGAAUCGCCGAACUUCACUUCUACAUCAAACAAGAAUCAACCUAGUAGCGAUAGAGCUGCACUACAAGAGGACGAAGAUCUUGCUAGAGCAAUUGAAAUGUCUUUAAGAGAUGCAGAUAAAACUGGUGCAUCCCAUUCUUCUCAUUCUACGACGGUUAAUACUAGUACUCCUGCAACUUAUUCUCAGACUUCGACAUCAAGUAUUUACCCUGUAGUUAAACCACCUUCUCCUAAGUCACUUAGGAAGGAACUUGAACGACGUAAAGUUCUUGCAUUAUACGAUUUCGAGGCCGCUGAAGAUAACGAGUUAACUUUUAAAGCUGGUGACAUCAUUUCUAUCAUUGAUGAUAGCGACCCCAACUGGUGGAAGGGAGAGACUCCACAUGGGUCUGGACUAUUUCCGUCAAAUUUUGUUACUUCCGAUCUCAAUGAACCAGAACCGUCAAUGGACGAAUAUAAAGAAGUUCAAAUUGACGAAGAAAAAAUAGAUAUCACACUUGAGAUAUUUGGAAAGGCUGAUAUAACUGUAAAUGCAGAUACUCAAGAACUUAUUGACUUAGAAGAUACGUGUAAUCGAAUGAAUUAUCAAGUGACUAACAAAUUAGAGCGCCUGGAAACUAAAGAUCAAGAAGUAAAUACUUUAAAAAAUCAAUUUGAAGAAACUCUUGCUCUUUAUCAAAAAUUGAUGCAAGAGCGGCCGCGAUAUAGUUCUAUCUACGCAGCUUAUUCUGCAGCAGGCUUACAACCUGAGAUGUCACAGCAGCACUUCCAAUCCAACCGUUUGCAAGAUAAUCAAAGGAUGGCACCAAUCCAGCAACCUCUACCUCAACAAUCUUCACCUCAGCAACUUGUACCUCAGCAACCUUUACCUCAGCAAUCCAUACCUCAACAACAAGUACCUCAACAACAAGUACCUCAACAACAAGUACCUCAGCAACCUGUACCUCAGCAGCCUGUACCGCAACAGCAUAUGAUUCCGCAGCAACCUAAUACUCUUGGCUACCAACAACAGCCUACAGGUCCACAAAAUUUUUCGCCGGAACAGCACCCAAUGAUGCAGGGAUUGAAUCAACAGCCGCAAACUGUUCAAUCGCAACAGAACAUGUACAAUCCAGUAAAUCAGUCAUCUGGGACGUCUAAUGAAUUUCCAGUGCAACAAUCACAAUACUAUCACCAACAGCAACCUAUCGAUCCAAAAGGGGUAUAUUCUACGUCUCAAGGAGGCACAACCCAACAACAGCCACUACCUCAAAUGAACGCACAACCUCAAUAUAACAUGUAUCCACAAGCAGCAAAUCAAUUUAAUUCGAAGGAAAAGUGUUUGAAAUUGACCCGUUUUAGUUGCUUACAGGAAUGGCAUGUCACUUAA